This is a messenger RNA of Hyla sarda, 1446 nucleotides long. It is a transcript of the gene RCHY1, whose product is annotated as ring finger and CHY zinc finger domain containing 1. The transcript is spliced from 9 exons. The record is from RefSeq and is a predicted model, not a curated record. NCBI's taxonomy places the organism in Eukaryota, Metazoa, Chordata, Amphibia, Anura, Hylidae. The coding region runs from base 594 to 1370 and encodes 258 amino acids. Gene Ontology annotation, molecular function: zinc ion binding; ubiquitin protein ligase activity. Gene Ontology annotation, biological process: ubiquitin-dependent protein catabolic process; protein ubiquitination. Gene Ontology annotation, cellular component: nucleus.
AUAAUUUAUUCGUGCAUGCUUUUGCUUGUAUAAUGGGGGGGGGGAAGGCCAGUGAACCCCCAAACUGUGACAACAUGUCUAGUAAUAACAAGAAGGAACUAUGCCACCGAAUAUUUCAUGGCUCAUAUCUCCAAAUACAAUAAAACACAGGGUGUGAACCUAGCCCAAAUGUAAGACUUCUAGUAUGGCUGCAGAAGGUAUACAAUCAAGACCACGCAAAUUCUUAGCAAGUGGGUCUUCAAAGGGGGUGGUCCUCUCAAAGAUAAUGGUCACAAUGCAAAAUGUAUGGUGAACUAAAGAAUAUUAUCACACAAAAACUGGCCGGGAUAAGAGUUUUCACUGUAUCUCCUUCAGCCGCCAUAGAAGACGUGCACUCUGUGUCCUGCAGAGGUCGCUGCUGUCACGCCUGAUAUUCCCGCAAUGUCAGGCAGCGCAUAGGGAAGCAUAGGGCCGGUGUAUCUCCUCACACCGCCAGUGUAUGGCGGGUAGUGUGCGCGGCACCGUGUUCUUCAGUCAUAGACACGGCGGUGGCGGCUCCAGCUCACAACCGUCACCAGUCUCCUCCCCGGUGCUUCCGCUUCCUGCAAUCACACAUGGCUGAAGGCUCCGGGGACGUGGAGGUGCCGGUCGGCUGUGAGCACUACAUAAGAGGCUGCGAGCUGAGGGCUCCUUGCUGUGGUAAAUUUUACAGUUGUCGCCUUUGCCAUGACAACAAGGAAACACAUAAGAUGGAUCGCUUCAAGGUCACCCAAGUCCAGUGUGUGAAGUGCAAGUGCAUUCAAAAGGCUCAGCAGAGUUGUGAACACUGUAACAACAUUUUUGGGGAUUAUUACUGCGGUAUAUGUCAUCUCUAUGACAAGGACAAGAAGCAGUAUCAUUGUGAUGGCUGUGGUAUAUGCAGGAUCGGCCCAAAGGAGCAGUUUGAACACUGUGCAAAGUGUAAUUUAUGUCUGCCGCUAAGCUUCAGUGGAAACCAUAAGUGCAUAGAAAAUGUGUCUAGGCAAGACUGCCCUAUAUGUUUAGAGGAUAUACAUACUGCCAGAAUUAGCGCUCGUGUUCUCCCUUGCGGACAUCUCUUGCAUAGUACAUGUUAUGAGGAUAUGCUAAAACAGGGAUAUAGGUGUCCACUGUGCAUGCGCUCUGCUCUCGAUAUGUCCAGAUACUGGAAUCAGCUAGAUGAAGAAGUUGCCCAGACACCAAUGCCACCUGAAUACCAAAAUAUGAAUGUUGAUAUUCUCUGCAAUGACUGCAAUGCAAGAUCAACUGUAUUAUUCCACAUCUUGGGAAUGAAAUGCGAUAGUUGUAAAUCUUACAAUACCGCUCAAGAAGGCAAACCUCUAUCACAGACACAAACUAAUAGUCCGCAGUAGGCCUGCAUAUUUGUGUUCAAUGAACAAGUUAGAACGUCGAUUCUCUUAAAACAGUGAGAACUUUUCAUGAAUUAAA